This is a messenger RNA of Trichoderma asperellum CBS 433.97, 1218 nucleotides long. Lineage: Eukaryota; Fungi; Ascomycota; Sordariomycetes; Hypocreales; Hypocreaceae. The record is from RefSeq and is a predicted model, not a curated record.
CACAAGUUGAAUUCAGCUGGAGUGUUGUGGUGAACAUCUGCCCGACAUGCCUCACUUCGAUCCAGAUCAACUCAGCCCCCUUUUUGAAAAUGAACAAGUAGAGCAACAGAGCACAAAUGGUGAGAACUGUAAGCAACCACAUUCUCUUUCUGUCUAUUUCCCUUGUCACUGUCCCAUCAUUUCUACUUCCUAUCCUUUCUCUUUUCGGCACGAAUACCAAUGGCAGCUUCCAUUUCCAAAGGCGAGUCCAUUAAUGUGCGUGUUUACAUCUUAGACCAGGAGGCAAACAUUUUCAAGACUCCUGACAGGCCAACAAUCAUUCUAGUUAAUUCGCAAAGGGGGAGACCCGAAUCAACUACGUUUAAAACUGCCACGCCGGCUCGAGCUGCAUGCUUUCCUCCUCCCAACCAUGUUAACAAUUGUGAUGGUGUCAGCGUCAGAGAGACGUUUACCCGGCGUGGUCGCGGUGUGUUUGCAGACAGGAACUUUGAAAAGGGUGAAAAUAUCAUCACUGAGCGUCCAGUAUUCUCGUGCGGUCGUAAGAAAACAUCAGCUAAGGACAACUGGCCAAUUGCGGAAGAAUGGUGCAGGCUACCACUGGAGCACCAGCUGAAGCUUCAGAACCAUUUUCGCAAACUGCGAUCGGUACCAAUAGGGAAAGACAAGCUUGGGUGGUACAGGGAAAGAAUGAUGAAGAAAUUCUUUCUCGAGUACGCAUUCUGCAAUCCCCAGAGGACAGAAGCCCACGUCUAUGCCUUGGGAUCCCACAUGAACCAUGCGUGCAGGCACUGCGCCAACGCCGAGCAAUGGACGGAAUCUGAUUCCCCGAACCGCAUUCUCGUCAAGGUCGUCAGGCCCCUGAAGGCAGGUGACGAAGUCCUCAUUAACUACAAUAAACAGCGAGGGGCUUGGUUUGGUUGUGCCAUAUGCAGUCCUCCUGGCCUGAGGGACCGGCUCGGGGAUAUUCGUAGUAGCAUUUCUCGGUUGAUUUCUCGACUUAAAAACCCAGAGGACCCUGUCUUUAUGUAAUGGGGACAUACAAACGAUGCAGUCAAUUUCAAGGCAUCAGGCUGCUGACCGACUGCUUGGUCGCGAGACCACGAAAUUUCGGAAUUAGCGACAAACUGGGCCCUGGAAGCGUUGGUAGAGGUAUCACUUGUGCAUUUGAAAGGCGCAUUAUGGUUGGAGCGAAGCGGGAAAUGGUUUUUAUGUAUCAAC